UGUUCAUAUUUCACACUUUGGGUGCCAAGUCUUUAUUUAAAGCAACUGGUAAAAGGUUCCUAGUGAAGUCUGUUCGAGUCAGUGUUAGAGACAGCUUCAUACACACGUGCAUACAAGUUGUUGUCUUCACCAUGCUGAUGCUGUUUGUCGCCGUAGCCUGCCUCGGCUACCUGAUGGCUGAUAACUCCAAUCUACCCUUCCCUUUGGACUGCGGUCCAAACGCAUCGUGCACCAAUGAUCAGAAUCCAUGGUGUAUCAAGGGCGACUCGAAACCACUAUUUGGACACUGCGCGAUACAGGAGGCUAUUUGCAAUGGUGGUGAGUUGGACAUGAGCAACGCCUGUCUACUCCCAUAUGUCAUCGACUGCGAAGACCCUUAUGUCUGUAAUCCCGAUGAAAAAGCAUGGUGUUUGGAAGGCAGCAGCGAGCCUGUAUUUGGCCAUUGUGGGCUACAGAUAGCAAUUUGCCUGGACAACGCCGUUGUUGACUUCACCGACAGCUGCCUCGAGAAAUGAACCCAUCCUUGGAUUUCGAGAUGCCUGAGAAUAGUCAACAUCGAGUGCCAUUGAAAACUGCCUGUCAGAGAUUUCUUGGAAAUAAAUAAAAGAAGC
Molecule: messenger RNA, 611 nt
Organism: Pomacea canaliculata
Lineage: Eukaryota; Metazoa; Mollusca; Gastropoda; Architaenioglossa; Ampullariidae
Exons: 4
Coding region: 132-515 (127 amino acids)
Source: RefSeq, a predicted model, not a curated record